AUGACUGUUCUAAUCAAACACAACUUACAUAAGGUGUUCGUGAAUGGAGACUGGCUAGGCUGUGUGCAAGACUUUGGAUCGUUCCUUGACCGAUACCGCCACAAGCGACGUGUUGGAGAGAUCAACAUGUACACAACAGUAUCGCAUAACAUCAUCGCAAACGAGAUCCAUAUGUGGGUCGACUCAGGUCGAUUGAUCAGACCGCUACUGGUUGUGAGCAACAACAUGAAGGACAAGGACUAUACGCACGAGAAGUUCCGUCAAUGGAUUAACUUUAAGAAUGACCAUGUUAAGCAACUUCGCGAUGGAACUAUUGAUAUCGACGAUCUUGCGCAUGAAGGCAUCGUGGAGUAUAUAUCGCCUGAAGAGCAUGAAAACACUUACAUUGCAUUUGAGCAUGAUCGAUUCAAGCAGCACUUAAAGGAUCCACUUCAUCGUUAUACGCAUGUUGAUAUCCCACAAGGCAACAUGGGUUUAGUUGCACUGACUAGUGUAUUUGCUAAUCACAAUCAAGCAGCUCGUCUCGUGUUCCAAACGAAUCAAGUCAAGCAGACCAACAGCUGGGCGCUAAAGAACUGGGCAUUCACUGCUCAUAAGGACUUGUAUCAUCAGGUGUAUAACGAAGAUCCAUUGGUUAGUACCUUUGCGUAUCGCCACAUCCCGCCGAUGUGCACAAACGCUAUUGUCGCAAUCUCAAUCUAUGGAGGAUUCAACCAAGAAGACUCAUUGAUCGUAAAUAGAUCAUCGGUUGAUCGCGGUCUCUUUGAUGCGGCGCACUUGACUUAUGAUAAGUGCGACAUUGAACAGAACGAAAUCGUAUGCAGGCCAGACCCUAGCAAUACCUCAGAUAUCAAAAGCUAUAGCAACUAUGAAAAGCUUGUCAAUGGUAUCAUCCCUGAAGGCGCAUAUGUGCAAGAAGGGGAUUGUCUUGUUGGUAAAGUCGCAAAGAUGCAAAAGGGCGAUAUGAAAGACCCUAACAUCGUAUAUACUGAUCGAAGCAUGGUUUAUCGUCACAAGGAGCCUGCUUACAUCUGGAAGGUCAUCCACACGCAAAACCAUGAUGAUCGUGAAAUGGUCAAGAUUGUGUUCCAAACAUUCCGAAGCGUCAAGCUUGGAUGUAAGUUCAGCAAUAGGAGCGGUCAAAAAGGUGCCACAGGCUUUCUCUAUGACGAUACAGAUAUGCCAACUACCGCAACAGGUAUUAAGCCUGACCUGAUCUUUAAUCCUCUCUCAUUGAUUACUCGUAUGACCACGGGCGUUAUCUUUGAAGGAAUGCUCGCCAAGAUCGCAGCGCAUACAGGAACAUGCCCGGAAGCUACGAUGUUUAAGAAGCUUGACACUGAUAAUAUCGCGUCGACGCUAAAAGCAUGCGGAUUCAACCAUAAUGGUACUGAACGAUUGUACAAUGGUAUGACGGGACAGUACAUGGACGCAGAGAUCUUCAUAGCGCCUAUCGCAUAUCAGAGACUUCAAAAAGAUACCUGCGAUACCGUGUAUGCCAAUUCUAUCAGUCCCACUGAUGCAUUAACAAAACAGCCACUGCAUGGCAAAAGGAUUCUCGGCGCUCUGAAGGCAGGCAGCAUGGAGACGGCAUGCCUCAGUGUCGCUAGUAUCAAUUUCCUGCAAGAGAAGACUCAUGAGCACAGCGACGGUAUUAAUGCAUAUGUUUGCGAAAAGUGCAAUUCAAGAGCGGUUAUUGCAAACGAGGAAAAGAACCUAUGGAAGUGCAACAACUGCGGCGAUCUUGCGUCUAUUACAAAGUUCUCUACCUCGCACAGCAGUCAGUUGUUCUUAAAUGAAAUGGCUGGAAUGAGUGUCGGAAGCAAGAUCCAUAUGAAGAAAGCUACAUUCGAAGUACCAGAGUAA
Molecule: messenger RNA, 1866 nt
Organism: Phytophthora nicotianae INRA-310
Lineage: Eukaryota; Oomycota; Peronosporomycetes; Peronosporales; Peronosporaceae
Exons: 1
Coding region: 1-1866 (621 amino acids)
Biological process (GO): DNA-templated transcription
Molecular function (GO): DNA-directed RNA polymerase activity; ribonucleoside binding; DNA binding
Source: RefSeq, a predicted model, not a curated record